Messenger RNA from Aspergillus costaricaensis CBS 115574, 1146 nucleotides. RefSeq lists its product as uncharacterized. NCBI's taxonomy places the organism in Eukaryota, Fungi, Ascomycota, Eurotiomycetes, Eurotiales, Aspergillaceae. The transcript has 5 exons. Bases 1 to 1146 code for a protein of 381 amino acids. The record is from RefSeq and is a predicted model, not a curated record.
AUGACGGCAUCUGGGAAGCCCCUUGUGGUCAUUGACGAGAGUCACCAUGCCGGCAUUGUCAUUGUUGUUGGGACUUUGGCCCUGAUAAUGACAUUGAUCUGCUUGGCUAUCCGUGUGUAUGUCAGAACAAUACUGAGCCCGGGGUUUGGCCGUGAUGAUUAUCUAUUGUUUGUUGCUACGACUUUCGCCAUUAUUCAGACCUCACUCGUCAUGUCAAACUCUGCCAAAGGAUUCGGGACAUCUAUAGGGCUUCUUUCUUCGGAUCAGGUGGUGAACGUUCAACGGACAACAGCUGCUACAGAUACUUUGUUUUUGAUCACCGUCUUUCUGUCCAAGUGCUGUGUGCUUGCCAUGCUCUCGCGGUUGACUCCCCAGCGCGUUCACCACUUCAUUCUCUACGGAAUACUUGGCUUGAGUAUCUGUUGGGUUUUCUCUUCAAUCCUGAUCAUCCUUGUUAACUGCGAAUUGAACAAACCAUGGGCAAGACCUAUUGACCACUGCACUGGAUUGUUCCAAAAAUGGGAAUACAUCGGUGCAAUGGACAGCAUCAUUGAGCUCAUGCUCUUCCUAUUCUCGAUCCUUCUCGUCAAAAGCCUGCAAAUGCCAACAUCUCGAAAAGUCAUCGUCCUCUCUUCUUUCGCCGUUCGUUUACCACUCAUUGUAUUCACCUCUCUACAUCUAUACCAUCUCAAGAACUAUGCCUACUCCACGAACCCAACCCUAGACAUCAUCGACAGCUACGUCUGGACCCAAAUGGGCAUGAACUACGCCCUCAUCGUAUGCACCUCCUUCUGCCUCGCCCCCUUCAUGCGCGCCAUCAGUGUCACCUACGGCAACGCAGGGGAAGUCACCCUCGGCACCAGCAGCGCUAGAUCCAAGUCAGGGAAAUACGCCCGGGAUGUAUCGAAACAAUCACAGAGCUAUGCCUUGCAGUCGAUGGAUAACCAGGAUGAGGCUGGUCACGGCUUGAACAACCCACGACACUCGCAGCCGACGUUUGUGCCGGAGCAAUCCGCCGGAAGUUUCAAUGCCACUGCUUACGAUGGCAGUAGUCGAACGGAUGGGGAUAGCGUGGCUAGUUCGGAGAGUACGAAGAUGAUUAUUAAGAAAGAUGUCGAGGUCACUGUUACUCAUGAGCCGAGGUAG